Messenger RNA from Syngnathus acus (greater pipefish), 1589 nucleotides. It is a transcript of the gene acta1b, whose product is annotated as actin alpha 1, skeletal muscle b. The coding region runs from base 167 to 1300 and encodes 377 amino acids. NCBI's taxonomy places the organism in Eukaryota, Metazoa, Chordata, Actinopteri, Syngnathiformes, Syngnathidae. The transcript has 7 exons. The record is from RefSeq and is a predicted model, not a curated record.
CCUGGAAGCAUCCAAAUAUGGUAGAGGCCCGGGGUGGGUACCUUUGUGAAUGGUGGAGGUUGUGUAUAUAAGCUGACCUGGCAGCAGAGAGGACCGUAGCUGGUUCAGCAACAGCACUGGUUGGGUCAUUCUCUCCAAGCCGCAGACACUCACCUAAGAAGCCAACAUGUGUGACGACGAUGAGACUACCGCCCUUGUGUGCGACAACGGCUCCGGCCUGGUGAAGGCUGGCUUCGCCGGAGACGAUGCCCCCAGGGCCGUGUUCCCCUCCAUCGUUGGCCGCCCCCGUCACCAGGGUGUCAUGGUCGGUAUGGGUCAGAAGGACUCCUACGUCGGCGACGAGGCCCAGAGCAAGAGAGGUAUCCUGACCCUCAAGUACCCCAUUGAGCACGGCAUCAUCACCAACUGGGACGACAUGGAGAAGAUCUGGCACCACACCUUCUACAACGAGCUGAGAGUGGCCCCCGAGGAGCACCCCACCCUGCUCACUGAGGCCCCCCUUAACCCCAAGGCCAACAGGGAGAAGAUGACCCAGAUCAUGUUUGAGACCUUCAACGUCCCCGCCAUGUAUGUGGCCAUCCAGGCUGUGCUGUCCCUCUACGCCUCCGGCCGUACCACCGGUAUUGUGCUGGAUGCUGGUGAUGGUGUGACCCACAACGUCCCCGUCUAUGAGGGUUACGCUCUGCCCCACGCCAUCAUGCGUCUGGACUUGGCUGGUCGCGAUCUGACCGACUACUUGAUGAAGAUCCUGACCGAGCGUGGCUACUCUUUCGUCACCACCGCUGAGCGUGAGAUCGUGCGUGACAUCAAGGAGAAGCUGUGCUACGUGGCUCUGGACUUCGAGAACGAGAUGGCCACCGCUGCCUCCUCCUCCUCCCUGGAGAAGAGCUACGAGCUUCCCGACGGUCAGGUCAUCACCAUCGGUAACGAGAGGUUCCGUUGCCCCGAGACCCUUUUCCAGCCUUCCUUCAUUGGUAUGGAGUCUGCCGGUAUUCACGAGACCGCCUACAACAGCAUCAUGAAGUGCGACAUUGACAUCCGUAAGGACCUGUACGCCAACAAUGUGCUCUCCGGUGGUACCACCAUGUACCCUGGUAUUGCUGACCGUAUGCAGAAGGAAAUCACCGCCCUGGCCCCCAGCACCAUGAAGAUCAAGAUCAUUGCUCCCCCUGAGAGGAAGUACUCCGUCUGGAUCGGUGGCUCCAUCCUGGCUUCCCUGUCCACCUUCCAGCAGAUGUGGAUCUCCAAGCAGGAGUACGAUGAGGCAGGCCCCAGCAUUGUCCACAGGAAGUGCUUCUAAAUCCCUCGUCUGCCCCGGCUUCUCCGUCCUCUCCGCCACCAGCUUUGCGGAAUUCAAGCGAGGGAGAGAAGCAGGAGAAUCAACCUCUGCGGCACUGCAACAUUCUGCUGUCAAUGGACUACUGUCUGUCUGUGCUGUUGACAUUCUUAACUAUGCACUGUUUCAACAAAUGUGCAUAUUUUAUUGCUGUCUGUUGCCUGUGUUGUACGGAGAAAGGCUGUAAAAAAAAAACACCACUGAACCAUGCAUCCAACCAAAAAAUCACUUUAAUAAAAAAAUAACAACAACA